AUGGGUACAUCAAAGUCUCGUGCCUCUACAAAGGCUGCCAAAUCUGCGCCUGCCAUUCCCACGCGUCUCGUCCCCGAGAAGACCUUCGUCCUCGACAAUGGCGCAUACACGAUGAAAGCAGGCUGGGCCUGUGAUCCCUCCGUCCCCGCCGAAGAAGCCCUUUCCCACUGCGCCACGAUACCCAACGCAAUUGUCAAGACCCGCGACAAUCGGAUAUGGACGGGUGCUCAGCUCAACACGCAUGUCACGGACUGGAAUGAAGCGGUGUUUCGCCGCCCCGUGGAGAAGGGGUUUAUUGUCAAUUGGGAGGCCCAGAGGGAGAUAUGGGACCAGACAUUCUUCGAAGAGAAAGCCACCCCUCGGAACAAGCAGCUGCGGAUCGCGAAGCCAGAAGAGACAACCCUGAUUUUGACGGAGGCUCCCAAUAACCUGCCGGUAUUGCAGCGCAAUACGGACGAGAUGGUGAUGGAGGAGUGGGGCUUUGGUGGCUAUGCGCGAUGCUUAGGCCCAACCCUGAACGCCUGGUGUGAUGUCAACGCUCUAUUCGGCGACCCCCUCACUAGAAGCGAUGCCGAAGUCUCCCCCAAGGACUGUCUGCUUGUCGUGGAUUCCGGAUACUCACACACCACGGUCACUCCGGUCUACAAGGGUCAGCCUCUGCAGCGUGCCAUUCGCCGGCUUGACGUCGGAGGCAAGCUUCUCACAAAUUACCUGAAGGAGAUCGUCUCCAUGCGACAAUACAACAUGGUGGACGAGACAUACAUCAUGAACGAGGUCAAGGAAGCGGUCUGCUUUAUCAGCAAUGACUUCAUACACGACAUGGAGAAAACGUGGAAGGCGAAUCGAAAGCGCGAGGAUGCUCAAAGCGUAGUCGUGGACUACGUGCUACCUGACCCCAAUGCCAACAAAAAGGGAUUCAUGCGGCCCCAUGAUCCGCUGCUGCACGCAAAGAGGAAGAAGGGUGCUCUGUCAGGUCUCAGUCCUGAGGUGUUGUCUGAGGAUGUCCUCGUUUUGGGCAAUGAAAGGUUUACCGUUCCUGAGCUACUUUUCAGGCCCAGUGAUAUCGGCAUGCAGCAGGCUGGAAUACCUGACAUGAUUCUUCAAAGUCUUUCCGUCCUGCCUCCUGGCUUACAUGCUGCCCUUCUUGCGAACGUCCUGGUGGUUGGCGGCAAUUCCUGUAUUCCAGGGUUUAUGGAUAGACUGGAAAACGACCUCCGAGCGAUUACCUCCUCAGAAUGCGUCGUCCGCGUCCGAAGAGCCGAGGAUCCAUUCCGCUCGGCCUGGCUUGGUGGCUCUCGAUUCGCAAGUAAUCGCGAGGAACUUGGCAAGGUGGUGAUCACUCGGCAAGAGUAUCAAGAAUAUGGAUCUGGAUGGGCUACUCGACGAUUCGCUGGGCUGGUGUAG
Penicillium diatomitis is the source of this 1404-nucleotide messenger RNA. It is a transcript of the gene arp6, whose product is annotated as actin family protein. Gene Ontology annotation, molecular function: nucleosome binding. The transcript has 4 exons. NCBI's taxonomy places the organism in Eukaryota, Fungi, Ascomycota, Eurotiomycetes, Eurotiales, Aspergillaceae. The record is from RefSeq and is a predicted model, not a curated record. Gene Ontology annotation, cellular component: Swr1 complex. Bases 1 to 1404 code for a protein of 467 amino acids.